AUGGCAUCGUUGCCUCCUCCCCCUCCCCCGGGAUGGGGUGCAUCGGCGCCUCCAUCCUUGCCCAUGGCUCCUCCUCCGCCGGGAUACCAACCGCCAGCCGACCCGACUGUCGCAAAGUUUGCGCAAAAGAAGAACGAAUGGCUGCGGACACAGCGUAACCGGUUCGGGGAGAAGAGAAAGGCCGGCUUCGUCGAGACCCAGAAGGCAGACAUGCCGCCAGAGCAUCUGCGGAAGAUCGUUCGGGAUAUCGGCGACGUGUCGCAGAAAAAGUUCAGCAACGAGAAGCGUAGCUACCUCGGCGCGCUCAAGUUCAUGCCGCACGCGGUUUUGAAGCUUCUGGAGAACAUGCCCAUGCCUUGGGAGUCGGCCAAGGAAGUUAAGGUGUUAUACCACGUGAAUGGGUGUCUUACGUUGGUGAACGAGACUCCGAGAGUCAUCGAGCCGGUGUUCCAUGCCCAAUGGGCUACCAUGUGGGUGUGCAUGCGGAGAGAAAAGAGUGAUCGGAGACACUUCAAGCGAAUGCGUUUUCCUCCCUUCGAUGACGAAGAACCGCCGCUUUCCUGGUCGGAGAACAUUGAAGACGUCGAGCCCUUGGAGCCGAUUCAGAUGGAGCUCGACGAGAAUGAAGAUGCCGCCGUCUACGAAUGGCUCUACGACCACCGACCUCUCCUCGAUACCCCCCAUGUCAACGGCCCUAGUUAUAAAGAGUGGAACUUGACACUCCCGCAGAUGGCUACCCUUCACCGGUUAAGUCAUCAAAUACUUAGCGAUGUCGUGGAUAAGAACUACUUCCACAUGUUCGACCUUAACAGUUUCUUCACCGCCAAGGCGCUCAACGUUGCCAUUCCCGGUGGUCCUCGAUUCGAGCCCUUGUACAAGGACAUCGACCCCAAUGACGAAGACUUUAGUGAAUUCAACGCCAUCGACCGCAUCAUCUUCCGCGCCCCCAUCCGUACCGAAUACCGCGUCGAUUACCCCUUCUUGUAUAAUACCCUUCCCCGAAGUGUCAAGGUUUCUUGGUACUCUCAUCCCCAGGUAGUCUACGCGCGAACCGACGACCCCAACCUCCCAGCAUUUUACUUCGACCCCGUCAUCAACCCCAUUUCCUCACGCUCCGUUGCACCGAAGAACAUCACCGUCAGCCACGAAGAUGAGAUCUUCGGCGACGAUAACGAAGAUGAUUUCGAACUUCCGGAAGAGGCUGAGCCCUUCUUCGGUGACGAAGAACUCUACACUUCCGACACGGCGUCGGCUAUCGCACUUUGGUGGGCACCUCAUCCGUUCAACAAGCGUUCUGGGAAGAUGGUGCGUGCACAGGAUGUGCCGUUGGUGAAGCAGUGGUAUCUGGAGCACUGCCCCCAGGGUCAACCCGUCAAAGUCCGGGUGUCAUACCAGAAGAUGCUCAAAUCCUUUGUGCUUAAUGAAUUGCACAAGAACAAGCCCAAGGCCCAGAACAAGCAGAACUUGCUCAAAACGCUUAAGUCGACCAAGUUCUUCCAACAGACAACAAUCGACUGGGUUGAGGCUGGUCUGCAAGUUUGCCGCCAGGGUUUCAACAUGCUCAACUUGUUGAUCCACCGCAAGAACUUGACCUACCUGCAUCUCGACUACAACUUUAACCUGAAGCCCGUCAAGACCCUCACCACCAAGGAGCGCAAGAAGUCUCGUUUCGGUAACGCUUUCCACCUGAUGAGAGAAAUUCUUCGCUUGACCAAGUUGAUCGUCGACGCUCAAGUUCAGUACCGGUUGGGUAACAUCGAUGCUUUCCAGCUGGCAGACGGUAUUCUUUACGCCUUCAACCACGUCGGUCAGCUGACUGGUAUGUACCGUUACAAGUACAAGCUUAUGCAUCAAAUCCGUUCUUGCAAGGACUUGAAGCAUUUGAUUUACUACCGUUUCAACUCCGGCCCGGUCGGCAAGGGCCCUGGUUGCGGUUUCUGGGCACCCGCCUGGCGUGUUUGGCUGUUCUUCAUGCGUGGUAUCAUCCCUCUCCUCGAGAGAUGGCUUGGAAACUUGCUUUCUCGUCAGUUUGAGGGUCGUCACAGCAAGGGCGUUGCCAAGACCGUAACCAAGCAGCGUGUAGAAUCGCAUUUCGACCUUGAGCUGCGAGCUUCGGUUAUGGCCGACCUGAUGGAUAUGAUGCCUGAGGGUAUCAAGCAGAACAAGGUCAACACGGUCCUUCAACACCUUUCGGAGGCAUGGAGAUGCUGGAAGAGUAACAUUCCUUGGAAGGUGCCCGGUCUUCCUGCUCCGAUCGAAAACAUCAUUCUCCGUUACGUCAAGAGCAAGGCCGACUGGUGGAUUUCCGUUGCGCACUACAACAGAGAACGUAUUCGUCGGGGUGCCACUGUCGACAAGACGGUCGCGAAGAAGAACCUGGGUCGACUUACGCGUCUCUGGCUCAAGUCUGAGCAAGAAAGACAGCACAACUACUUGAAGGAUGGCCCAUACGUCUCGUCUGAAGAAGCCGUGGCGAUCUACACCACCAUGGUGCACUGGCUGGAAUCCCGCAAAUUCUCUCCGAUUCCCUUCCCCAGUGUUUCCUACAAGCACGACACCAAGAUCCUGAUCCUCGCCCUGGAAAGAUUGCGCGAGGCAUACUCUGUCAAGGGCCGACUCAACCAGAGCCAGCGUGAGGAACUUGCCCUCAUCGAACAGGCAUACGACUCGCCCGGUACUACGCUGGCCAGAAUCAAGCGUUUCCUUCUCACCCAACGUGCGUUCAAGGAAGUCGGCAUUGACAUGAAUGACAACUACAACGACAUCAACCCGGUGUACGAUAUCGAGCCGAUCGAGAAGAUUACCGAUGCUUACCUAGACCAAUACCUGUGGUACCAGGCCGAGCAGCGCCACCUUUUCCCUGCUUGGAUCAAGCCUUCCGAUUCCGAAGUUCCUCCUCUGCUCACCUACAAGUGGGCCCAAGGAAUUAACAACUUGUCCAAUGUUUGGGAGACUUCUGAAGGCGAGACCAACGUGAUGGUCGAAACGGAGCUGUCCAAGGUCUACGAAAAGAUUGAUCUUACGUUGCUGAACCGGUUGCUCCGACUGAUCAUGGACCACAACUUGGCUGACUACAUUACCUCCAAGAACAACGUGCAGCUGAGCUACAAGGACAUGAACCACACCAACAGCUAUGGGUUGAUCCGUGGCUUGCAGUUCUCGGGUUUCGUGUUCCAGUACUAUGGUCUCAUGAUCGAUCUACUGCUCCUUGGUUUGCAGAGAGCUAGCGAGAUGGCUGGUCCUCCGCAGAGCCCGAACGACUUCUUGCAAUUCCGCGACAGCGCUACCGAGACUAGGCACCCGAUCCGUCUGUACACUCGUUACGUCGACAAGAUUUGGGUGUUCAUGAGAUUCUCUGCCGACGAUUCCAGGGACCUGAUUCAGCGUUUCCUGACCGAGAACCCGGACCCGAACUUCGAAAACGUUAUCGGAUACAAGAAUAAGAAGUGCUGGCCUCGUGACUGUCGGAUGCGUCUGAUGCGACACGAUGUCAACCUGGGUCGUGCGGCAUUCUGGGACUUGAAGAACCGCCUUCCCAGAUCCAUCACCACUAUCGAAUGGGAUGACACUUUCGCCAGCGUGUACAGCAAAGACAACCCCAAUUUAUUGUUCUCCAUGAGUGGUUUUGAGGUCCGCAUUCUGCCCAAGAACCGUAACCAGAAUGAAGAGUUCUCGGUGAAGGACAGUGUCUGGUCGUUGGUUAACAACUCGACCAAGGAGCGUACGGCCCACGCCUUCCUCCAGGUUACCGAAGAGGACAUCCAGAAGUUCAACAACCGGAUUCGCCAGAUUCUCAUGUCCUCUGGAUCGACAACCUUCACCAAGAUCGCGAACAAGUGGAACACUGCCCUGAUUGCGCUGUUCACAUACUACCGUGAAGGUGCUGUUGCGACCGUCAACCUGCUCGAUACCAUCGUCAAAUGUGAGACCAAGAUUCAGACCCGUGUCAAGAUCGGUCUGAACUCCAAGAUGCCUUCUCGUUUCCCUCCGGCUGUGUUCUACACUCCGAAGGAACUGGGAGGCCUGGGUAUGAUCUCCGGAUCUCACAUUCUCAUUCCCGCCAGUGACAAGCGAUGGUCGAAGCAGACGGAUACCGGUAUUACUCACUUCCGUGCGGGUAUGUCGCACGAUGAGGAGACCUUGAUUCCCAACAUCUUCCGGUACAUCAUUCCCUGGGAGGCUGAAUUCAUCGACUCCCAGCGGGUGUGGAUUGAGUACUCGCAGAAGCGAAUGGAAGCGCAACAGCAGAACCGUCGUCUGACGCUGGAGGACCUGGAAGACAGCUGGGACCGUGGUCUUCCUCGUAUCAACACCCUGUUCCAGAAGGACCGCAGCACGCUCAGUUUCGACAAGGGGUUCCGUCUCCGAGCCGAGUUCAAGCAGUACCAGCUGAUGAAGAGCAACCCAUUCUGGUGGACCAGCCAGCGACACGACGGAAAGCUGUGGAACCUUAACGCCUACCGUACGGAUGUCAUCCAGGCCCUUGGUGGUGUUGAAACCAUCCUGGAGCACACCCUCUUUAAGGCAACAGCUUUCCCCUCGUGGGAAGGUCUCUUCUGGGAACGUGCCUGUCUUGCCAAGGGAACACGGCUGCUGCGUGGUUUCGAAGAGUCGAUGAAGUUCAAGAAGCUUACCAAUGCCCAGAGAUCCGGUUUGAACCAGAUCCCCAACCGUCGGUUCACGCUUUGGUGGUCUCCGACUAUCAACCGUGCCAACGUGUAUGUUGGUUUCCAGGUGCAACUGGAUCUUACUGGUAUCUUCUUGCACGGAAAGAUUCCUACUCUGAAGAUUUCUUUGAUUCAGAUCUUCCGUGCUCACUUGUGGCAGAAGAUUCAUGAGUCCGUAGUUAUGGACUUGUGUCAGGUGUUCGACCAAGAGUUGGAGCAACUAGGAAUUGAAGCCGUUCAGAAAGAGACGAUUCACCCGCGUAAAUCGUACAAGAUGAACAGCUCUUGCGCCGACAUUCUGCUUUUCGCCACCAACAAGUGGAAUGUGACCAGACCGUCUAUCCUGUUUGACACCAAGGAUGUCUACGAACCCACGACGACCAACAAGUUCUGGCUGGACGUUCAGCUGCGGUACGGUGACUACGACUCGCACGACAUUGAGCGAUACGUUCGUGCCAAGUACCUGGACUACACUACGGACAGCAUGAGUAUCUAUCCUUCGGCCACUGGUCUCAUGAUCGGUGUCGACCUGGCUUACAACCUGUACUCUGCCUACGGUCAAUACUUCCCUGGUCUCAAGACAUUGGUUCAGCAGGCCAUGGCCAAGGUCAUGAAGGCCAACCCUGCGUUGUAUGUGCUGAGAGAACGUAUCCGUAAGGGUCUCCAGCUGUACGCCUCGGAGAGCAACCAGGAGUUCCUGAACUCGCAGAACUACUCUGAGCUUUUCAGUCCGCAGAUCCAGCUGUUCAUUGACGACACCAACGUCUACCGUGUUACGAUCCACAAAACCUUUGAAGGUAACUUGACCACGAAGCCCAUCAACGGUGCCAUCUUCAUCUUCAACCCUCGUACUGGACAGCUCUUCUUGAAGAUCAUCCAUACCAGUGUGUGGGCGGGACAGAAGCGUCUGGGUCAGUUGGCCAAGUGGAAGACGGCAGAAGAAGUUGCAGCGCUCAUUCGGUCUCUCCCUGUUGAGGAACAGCCCAAGCAGCUGAUUGUCACUCGGAAGGGUCUUCUUGAUCCGCUUGAAGUUCACUUGCUCGACUUUCCCAACAUUUCCAUCCGUGCUUCUGAGCUUCAGCUUCCGUUCCAGGCCGCUAUGAAGGUCGAGAAGCUUGCAGACAUGAUCCUUCGGGCGACUGAGCCGCAGAUGGUCUUGUUCAACUUGUAUGACGAAUGGUUAAAGUCUAUCUCGCCGUACACGGCCUUCUCUCGGUUGAUUCUGAUUCUCCGUGCUCUCCAUGUCAACAUCGACAAGGCCAAGAUUAUCCUCCGCCCCGACAAGAGUGUUAUCACGCAGGAGCACCACAUCUGGCCAUCGCUCUCGGACGAUGCUUGGAUCAACGUUGAAAUCCAGCUGCGUGAUCUGAUCCUGAACGACUACGGCAAGAAGAACAACGUUAAUGUGCAGAGCUUGACGAGUAGUGAAGUUCGGGACAUCAUCCUGGGUAUGGAAAUUAGUGCGCCAUCGUUGCAGCGACAGCAGGCCGCGGAGAUCGAGAAACAGCAGGAGGAGCAGAAGCAGCUCACGGCUGUCACGACCAAGACGCAGAACGUGCGAGGCGAAGACAUUAUCGUUACGACUACGUCUCAGUAUGAACAGCAGUCGUUUGCGUCUAAGACAGAAUGGCGUACCCGGGCUAUUGCGACAUCGAACUUGCGUUCCAGGUCGAACAACAUCUACGUCUCAUCAGACGAUAUCCAGGAAGAGGGGUACACAUACAUCAUGCCGAAGAAUGUCCUCAAGCGUUUCAUCACGAUCGCAGAUUUGCGGGUUCAAGUUGCCGGAUACCUGUACGGUAGCUCGCCACCGGAUAAUGAGCAAGUGAAGGAGGUGCGCACGAUUGUGAUGAUUCCUCAAGUUGGCAACACCCGAGACGUCCAGCUGCCGCAACAACUGCCGCAGCAUGACUACCUGAACGGCCUGGAGCCACUGGGAGUGAUCCACACGAUCUCCGGAAACGAACCCCCAUACAUGACCGCGAUGGACGUGACGCAACACGCACGGUUGAUGAACGAACACCCGUCCUGGGACAAGAAGACGGUGACGAUGACUGUCUCGUUCACGCCCGGCUCCGUCUCGCUGGCGGCUUGGGGUCUCACCCCCCAGGGAUACAAGUGGGGAGCGGAGAACAAGGACACGACUUCGGACCAGCCCCAGGGAUUCUCCACCAGCAUGGGCGAGAAGUGUCAGUUGCUGCUCAGUGACCGGUUGCGCGGGUACUUCCUGGUUCCCGAGGACAAUGUGUGGAACUACAGUUUCAUGGGCAGCUCGUUUGGAAGUGUCGAGAAGCGACCGAUCUAUACCAAGAUCGAUACGCCGUUGCGGUUCUACGAUGACCAGCAUCGGCCGCUGCAUUUCCAGAACUUUGCGGAGUUGGAGGAUAUUUGGGUUGAUCGGAGCGAUAACUUUGCGUGA
Aspergillus glaucus CBS 516.65 is the source of this 7086-nucleotide messenger RNA. It is a transcript of the gene prp8, whose product is annotated as U4/U6-U5 snRNP complex subunit PRP8. The record is from RefSeq and is a predicted model, not a curated record. Gene Ontology annotation, cellular component: catalytic step 2 spliceosome; U5 snRNP. Gene Ontology annotation, biological process: mRNA splicing, via spliceosome; spliceosomal tri-snRNP complex assembly. NCBI's taxonomy places the organism in Eukaryota, Fungi, Ascomycota, Eurotiomycetes, Eurotiales, Aspergillaceae. Gene Ontology annotation, molecular function: metallopeptidase activity; pre-mRNA intronic binding; U2 snRNA binding. The transcript has 2 exons. Bases 1 to 7086 code for a protein of 2361 amino acids.